This is a messenger RNA of Saimiri boliviensis boliviensis (Bolivian squirrel monkey), 1287 nucleotides long. The record is from RefSeq and is a predicted model, not a curated record. NCBI's taxonomy places the organism in Eukaryota, Metazoa, Chordata, Mammalia, Primates, Cebidae.
GGCAGAAGAUACAGCAGUGAACAUAGAGGUAAAAACCCUCCCACUCUGCCAAGGGGUGGGACAGGGAGAAAAGGGAAGACAGAGACACGUGGAAUAUGGAGUGUUCGGUGUUGAAAUAUCCAAGAGAAUUUCCUGGCAGAUUUGAUGUGAGGAGUGAUUAAAGAAGAACCAAGAAUGACUUUAAUGUUGUUGGCCUGAGUAACUGGAAGAAUAGGUUUGCCAUUUAUUGAGAUGAGAAGGCUGCCAGAAGAGUAGAGUUGUCUUGUUUCAUUAUGGAGAUAGACGGUUUUCAGCAGUUAGACCUAGAGAAGAGUGUACCUUCCAACAAGACUACUCCUAGAAGGAUUAUCCAUUUUGUUGACGGAGACAUCAUGGAAGAAUAUAGCACAGAGGAAGAGGAGGAAGAGGAAAAAGAGGAACAAGAGGAACAGAGCAUAAAUUCAACACUUGACCCUUCUAAACUUUCCUGGGGGCCCUACCUACGAUUUUGGGCAGGACGCCUAGCAAGCACCUCAUUUUCUACAUGUGAAUUCCUUGGUGGAAGGUUUGCUGUCUUCUUCGGUCUUACUCAACCCAAAUAUCAGUAUGUGCUAAAUGAGUACUACAGGAUACAAAGCAAGAAAAGUGACAACAAAAGUGAAGGGAAUGGAUCAAAGGCCCUGGCAGCUGAGGUUCCUAAUGAAAAGUGUCAUUUGGAGGCUGGGGACCGAGAGUAUGGGACCAUACAACAGGAUACAGCAGAAGCCAUUCCUCAGUGAAGCACGUCAUCCAGGGAGGGUCUGGUGGCAGAGCCCAGCUCAUGAUGGCAGCAAAGACUAUAGUUUCCCUGGAUCUCUGUUCCUUGGCCAUUGGUUACCAUAGCAACAGCACCACAGGUAGCACUUCUGAAUCAGAUCUGAUCCUAAUCCCCAUGUGACUUAGUCUCAAGCAUCCAGGAAUUACAAGCAAUAAUAAGUGUAAUUUUGGGCACUUUCUCAGUAUAAUUUUUAUGUGCGAGCCAACCCAUCUCAACUCCACCCCAGUGAUACAAGUCUCAUGAGUACUGAUAUUUGCACGGUAGCAUAAAUGCCUUAAAGGAACUGUGGGACUGGGAGUUUUGGGCUGAAAUUCUCUGUCAUGGGACUAGGGUACAGUAAAGGAGCUCUAUUCCUCAGAAGAAAAUCUGGGCACUGCAAAAUCUAAAUAAAUCCCCUUUCAGGGUUUGCAUAGGUGUGUACUUCCAAACAACCGUCCUGGCUUAGUUGGGAAUUGUUUUACAAUAAGUAAACAUUGCUAAUAGCUCUGUUA